UCCCAAGACCUAAGAGCCGGACUCCUGGUUCUGACACAUGGAGGUGGCCGGUUCCUUGAGCCCUCGCAGCCUGAGCCUCCCGAUCUGUAAAAUGGGGAGAACCCCGUUUAUCUCAUGGCUUGUGGUUCAGCGAGGCCCACGGUGAAGGGGACAGCUCUCCGCCUGGCGCGUCGUAGCUGCUCGCCAAUAAGCAGCCCCAUAAAACGUGAACAGAAGGAUGGGAGUGAUUUCCAUGUGAGCCUCUCACUGGGUGAGAUAAGAAAUAAUUGCUUGGCUGCCCUGAAGAGCGUGUCCUGGAGCCGAGGCCGCCUGCUUUCAGCUGGGCAUGCCCCGUGGAGGUGCCCCAGCAGCUCCCGCCUAUUGUCAGGGCCGAGUCACAGGAAGGGUGAGCUCGCAGCCCUCGGGCCCUGCCUGUCAGGGAGGGGGGCUCCCCCUGCCUCCGAGGUCCCCUCCAAACCCGGGGUCAGGCCUGCCCUGUGGGAGCACCAGGGCCUCCUGCUGUGCUGGCCCAGGCAGUGGGCCCUUCGCCCUCGGGCAGCCUCUGCCCUGCACCCACCACCGAGAGAGCUGUCCAGGGCACACCUCACAUCCGGCCUCUUCCCUGCUAAAAGCCCUCCAGAGGAAUCCAGACUCCUUGGCAUGGCUGAAGAGGCCCUUCCUGAUCUGCCCGUUUGGCUCCCAGCCUCGGCCCUCAGCUCCCCACAUGCUGCCCGCGAUGGGCUGCAGAUGCUGCGGUGUCCCCCCACUUGGCACAGGCUGCUUCCUCCGCCCGGGCCUCCUUUUCACUCUCGUCCCUGUCCUCUCACUGCCCCGGGCUGUCCCUGGGCCAGUCUGCUCUCGGGAUCUGUCCUGUGGGCCCCCGGGAUCCCGACCUGCCUCCGUCCCUGUCCCCCCACCCAGACCGGGUUGUCAGGACUCACGCCACCUCACAGCAGCUUCUGGGGCCCCACUGCCCCAAGACCACAAUCAUGGCUCGAAGGAGCAAGUGCUGGGCAAUGAGGAAGGAGCAUUUCCCCGAUGUCUAGGGAGCUGGAACCAGGGGCUCGAGUGAGAGCCAAGCCCUGCCUCUCUCUGGGAUGCCCAGAAGCUUCUCGAGAGGCGUCACUGCUGCGGUCCAGGAGCGGCGCCUCUCGGAGCCUGCAGGGUGGGGUUCUUCGGGGGAAAGCACAGGUGUGGUGCCUGUUGGGGGUGAAUCGGGGCCCCCUCCCGGCCUGUGGGGGUGACGCUCUGUGAAGAGGGCCCCUCCAGGUGAUCCUCCCGUGAAGACCCCACACGCCAGGCUGGGCGCCCAUCCGAUGGCUGCAGCUCUUUAAAAACAGAGGGAAAGGCAGACAGACAGAAGCCACGGGGGGCAGCCAGAAGCCGGAGGUCAGCAGAACCCGGAAGACAGAGGGGAAGGCACCGCCAUCUGCACUGUCCCGUGGCAGAAAAACCAAGGACGAAGGGUCACCUGCAGCCGCAGGACACCACGGUCCUUUAGGAGAAGGCGUCACCUGUGGACACCCCUUGGCCCUCCCUUGGGGCCCCUAUGCCAGGUGGUGGGCGCCUCGUGCCCCUGUGACCCCACUCUGCUGCAGGGCUGCACCGUCCCCCGCACCUCUCCCCACGGAGGAACACGGCCCAGUCGGGCAGAGACUCCAGGGGCGGGUGAUGGAUCGAAGGGGCUGCUGUUGGUUUGGGAGGAAGGCAGUGGGGGAGGUGGGGGCUGGCAGGAAGGGGGGCACCCCCGGGAGGACACAGUGGCCUCGUUCUGGGCCUGGCUGCAGGAGACGAGAACACGGCACAGGGGACGUCAGCAAAUCUGUACACACCGUCCCAGAAGGCUUAAUAGUAGCUACCUAAAAAAAAAAAAUUGUUCCAUGGUUAAGUAAAUGCGGGAGAUGCUGGGUUAAGUCGGGCUCGACAGGCACCUGGUGCAAUUUCUUAAUCUUUCUAUAGCUCAGUUUCCUUGGGCAGGAAAAUGUACCUGGUAGAAUAAUUAAGUUUAAAAGCGUUCAUUCAUACAAAGUGCUUAGAAUUGUGUCUGGGACAUAAUAAGCACUAAAAAAUG
Choloepus didactylus (southern two-toed sloth) is the source of this 2050-nucleotide messenger RNA. RefSeq lists its product as uncharacterized. The record is from RefSeq and is a predicted model, not a curated record. The coding region runs from base 115 to 999 and encodes 294 amino acids. The transcript has 2 exons. NCBI's taxonomy places the organism in Eukaryota, Metazoa, Chordata, Mammalia, Pilosa, Megalonychidae.